This is a messenger RNA of Aspergillus niger, 1566 nucleotides long. RefSeq lists its product as uncharacterized. The transcript has 8 exons. Lineage: Eukaryota; Fungi; Ascomycota; Eurotiomycetes; Eurotiales; Aspergillaceae. Gene Ontology annotation, cellular component: membrane. The record is from RefSeq and is a predicted model, not a curated record. Gene Ontology annotation, biological process: transmembrane transport. Gene Ontology annotation, molecular function: transmembrane transporter activity. Bases 1 to 1566 code for a protein of 521 amino acids.
AUGGCCACCAUCCACGACAAUGACGAGCUUCUCUUGGCCCGCAUCGGCUACAAACAGGAAUUGAAACGUGAAUUCUCAAAAUGGUCCACCGUCUCUUAUGCCAUUUCCAUCUUAGGCAUUCUAGGCUCAGUUCCCGCCACGUUCGGAGCUCCCCUGUCUGCAGGAGGUCCAGCAACCGCAACAUGGUGUUGGUUUGUGGGCUCUUGCAUGGCCUUGUGUAUCGGCAGCUCGGUCGCAGAGCUGGUCUCUGCAUAUCCUACUGCCGGAGGCAUGUACUUUGUCACCAAGCAUGUAGUCCCAGAUGAACAUGUACCCAUCUUCUCCUGGGUACAGGGAUGGUGUAACCUCCUCGGACAGACGGCGGGAGUAUCCAGUGUCGCCUAUACUGUCAGCCAGAUGUUACUUGCCUGCGCGAGCAUGAAUUCGGAGCUUGUGGAUGGAAAGUAUUCGUACUCACCUUCCGCGUUGGAUACGGUGCUCUUGUCCGUGAUAUUGCUCUGUGUACUGGGUGUGAUCUGCUCGAUGACCACCAAGUCUCUGCACCAAAUUUUCCUUUGGUUCGCUCCGAUAAACACUGACCAGCUAGUCGCCGCGACUUUCUGUAUCUGCUUCGCCCUGUUAUGGUUCACCCCCAAUAAGCAACCAGCCAUCUGGGUGUUCACCCACUUCACUGAUGGGUCCGGAUGGGGAUCAAAGGUAUUCUCCUUCCUACUAGGGUUUAUCUCUGUUGCAUGGACAAUGACCGACUACGACGGAACUACACACAUGUCCGAAGAAACCCACAAUGCAGCAGCCCUAGGUCCCCUAGCCAUCCAAUCAGCCGUGAUUGUAUCUGGCAUCCUCGGCUGGAUCCUAACCAUAUCAAUGUGCUUCUGUCUCACCGAUUUCGAUGACAUCCUCAAUACCCCCACUGGCCUCCCAGCAGCCCAGAUCUUCCUCAACGCCGGAGGAAAGGUAGGCGGUUCAGCCAUGUGGGGACUAGCAAUCCUCGUACAGUUCUUCACCGGAUGCUCUGCCAUGCUAGCAGACACUCGAAUGGCCUACGCUUUUGCUCGUGACGAAGCCCUACCCUUUUCGUCCUUCCUCUCCCAAGUAAACCCAUACACCCAAACUCCCGUCAACGCCGUCUGGUUCGUCGUCUUCUUCAGCAUCUGCCUGAAUUGCAUUGCCAUCGGCUCGACCCACACCGCCACCGCGAUCUUCAGCAUCACUGCGCCGGCAUUGGACCUCUCCUACGUGUCCGUCAUCCUAGCCCACCAGAUAUACCGAAAGCAGGUGAAGUUCAUCGAGGGGCCGUUUACACUGGGACGAUGGGGACCUUACAUUAAUUGGAUCUCGGUGAUAUGGGUUGUGUUUAUCAGCUCGGUGCUGUUCUUUCCGCCGACGGUGCCGGUGACGGUGUCGAAUAUGAACUACGGCAUCUGCGUUGGUAUUUCCAUCGCUGCAUUUUCGCUGGUUUGGUGGUGGGUUGCUGCGAGGGGGAGAUACACUGGCCCUCGAACAACAGAACACAUGCAACCUGUCCCGACCGAGGAACCGGGCCUUGACUAUGGGACUAUGCAGUAA